Molecule: messenger RNA, 1890 nt
Organism: Gadus chalcogrammus (walleye pollock)
Lineage: Eukaryota; Metazoa; Chordata; Actinopteri; Gadiformes; Gadidae
Product: nucleus accumbens-associated protein 2-like
Exons: 7
Coding region: 1-1890 (629 amino acids)
Biological process (GO): regulation of transcription by RNA polymerase II
Molecular function (GO): protein binding; DNA-binding transcription factor activity, RNA polymerase II-specific; RNA polymerase II cis-regulatory region sequence-specific DNA binding
Source: RefSeq, a predicted model, not a curated record
AUGUCGGAGGGGCUGCUGCAGGUGGAGAUCCCCGACUUUGGCAGCAGUGUCCUGGGGAGUCUGAACGAGCAGCGGCUGCUGGGCCACUACUGCGAUGUGUCCAUCCUGGUGCAGGGCCAGGCCUUCAAGGCCCACCGGGCCGUGAUGGCCGCCUCCUCGCUCUACUUCAGAGACCUGUUCAGCUCGGCGCCCGAGUCCUCCUCGUCCCAGGUGGUGUUCGAGCUCCCGUCCUCGGUGACGCCCGCAUGUUUCCAGCAGAUCCUGUCCUUCUGCUACACGGGCCGACUCAGCAUGGCCACCAGCGAACAGCUGGUCCUCAUGUACACCGCCGGCUACCUGCAGAUCCAGAACAUCGUGGAGAGGGGCAUGGAGCUGAUGAUGAUGAAGGCGUCCUCCGCCUCCUCCCCGCUCUGCUGCGACUCCCAGACGGCCUCGGCGGAGGAACUGAGCGGCUACGAGGCGUCGGGGGAACAGCAGCAGCCACAGCAGCAGCACCAGCGCCCCCAAGAGACGCUGCUCUCCUCCCAGCCGGCCCUGAGCCCGGAAGAACUGCUCCUGGCCGUCAGCAGAAUCAAGCAGGAACGCGCCGACACGCCUCCCCCACCAGAGGAGAUGGAGGAAACGACGGGAGAGGAGCGAGAGAAGAGGAGAGGGGACACUACGAGGGACCUCCAGGCCACUAGGGGCAGUGCGUUGUGUUACCUUGGGGCUGGAGGAGGGUUGGUUCCGGGACUACAGUCCUAUCUGCUGGCUACUGGAGAGCGCUCCAGCCCGGCCGGCUCCAGCCUACCCACCGAGUCGCCCCCCUCCCAUCCUCCAACGGAAGAGGAGCUGGAGGACGACUACUACCCCCCCGGCAUCUAUGGACACAUCUAUGGACACCCAAGCAACCCCUACAUCCAAGAGAAGAUGGAGAUGCUGCCCCUACCAUUGGCUAAUGAGCGGCGGCCCUGCGUGCUGAUUGGUCGAGACACCAUGGCCCUUCCUGCCAGCCUAGUCAGUCAGAUUGGCUACCGGUGUCACCCCGCUCUCUACACAGAGGGAGACCCAGGGGAGAAGGUGGAGCUGGUGGCAGGGUCAGGUGUCUACAUGACACGGGGUCAGCUGAUGAACUGCCAUCUGUGUGCUGGAGUCAAACACAAGGUUCUCCUCAGACGGCUCCUGGCCACCUUCUUUGACAGAAACACUCUGGCCAAUAGCUGUGGCACAGGGAUCCGUUCGUCAACCAAUGAUCCAAGUCGAAAACCCCUGGACAACAGAGUGUUAAACACAGUCAAACUCUACUGUCAGAACUUUGCUCCCAACUUCAAGGAGAGUGAGAUGAACGUGAUCGCGGCGGACAUGUGCACCAACGCCCGGCGGGUCCGCAAGCGAUGGCUCCCCAAGAUCCAGUCCCUGCUCCCAGACGGGCUACCGGCCCCCAGCCCCCAGCCCCGCAAGGGUAAGAGAGGAGGAGGAGCAGGAGGAGGAGGUGGAGGAGGAGGGGGGGGGGGAGGAGGCGGGGCCCAGCGAGAGGCCAGCCCUGCCCCCUUUGAGCUUGAUCUCCGGCAACUCAGUACCUCAUAUUUGGAGAUGGAGACACCGCUGUACCCGGCGCCGCCCAGGGAGAGGGGGGAGGCGGAGAGAGAGCGGGAGAGGGAGCUAGAGAGGGCGAGGGAGAGAGAGAGGGAGGCGGCGCUGCUGCCACACCUGCAGUACGCUGGCUGCGGCGCGGGCAGUGAGGAGGGGGGGCUGUCUGGAGAGUCUGCCGUUCCUCAUGAGACUGAGCCGAGCGCAGACUCCGCCCCGCCCGCCAGCGCCUCCCCUCCGCCAGGAGAGACCGCCUCCGCUCACAGGGGAUUGGCCGAUCAGGGCGAUGGCACGGCGGACCCUCUACAAGACAGCCAAUAA